AGCAAACUGAGCACCAUGAGGCUGAGCCUGUGUUUUCUCUUACUCAUCCUGGCUGUUUUUUGCUAUGAAGCUAAUGCUGACCAUGUCUGCAAAGCUUAUGCACAUGAAGUCCUCAUCUUCGUAGCGGGGAAAAAGACAACAUUGAGGAAGGAACUUGAGAGAUAUAAUGCACCUCAAGAGGCUGUUGAUGCAAAAAUGGAAGUGAAGAAAUGUAUCGACAUGAUGGACGAAAGACAUAGAAAUAAAAUAACAUUUGUAUUGAUUCAACUUUUGAUAACAUGUGGUUUUCAGGAUCUUCAGCAUUAUUUUCCAUCGAUCAGACAUCACCUAGUAGUCACCUGA
This is a messenger RNA of Psammomys obesus (fat sand rat), 342 nucleotides long. Its product is annotated as prostatic steroid-binding protein C1-like. NCBI's taxonomy places the organism in Eukaryota, Metazoa, Chordata, Mammalia, Rodentia, Muridae. The transcript has 3 exons. The record is from RefSeq and is a predicted model, not a curated record. Bases 16 to 342 code for a protein of 108 amino acids.